GCUGUGCGGAUGUGUGCGCGCUUUCGUCGUCUGGGGAAAUUGCUGGUCAAAUCACAACUACGAGCUACGAACUUCGAACCUACAAAGCUAGCUGUUUGGCGGUCCGUUCUGCCCCAACCACCGUACCGUCGCUGUUGUUCCGACUACCGUCCGCCAACACCGCUCCUCCCACCCACCCACGCGGUCGAGGAAAAUCUAAGGAAAAGCGCGCGCGCGACAAGUGAAGCGCACAGGUUAUAACUGUGCUCGUAUGGGUGAAACAGUGAAGCAGUGUUUAUUUGUGUGAUUUCUUUUGUUUGCUGGCCAAUUGUGGGGCUUAAUUGAAUGCUUGUCUCAUAUGGGCUAACAGAACCCACAGGCCAAAGAAAAAAAAAAUACAAAAACAACAUCAGCAAAAGCCUACUCGAGUGUUUCGCAACGCCAUAAAAAAGCAAAUAUAUAUAUUGGAAAAAAGAGGAGAAAUACCAAAGCGGUACAUAUACACGCACAUAUCGACGAGAAGAGAAGCUAAGCCAGAAACACUAUAUAUAUGUAUAUGUUUGUAUAUAUAUAUAUGGCAUAUAGCAUAUAAAAACCAGUUUCGAGCCGCAGCAGAAUCAAAAGCAGCGCAGUCGCAGCGUUUUGGCCGAGCUUCUAUGGACUGGAUCAUUGUUGUAUAAACUUAAUUGGCUUCAUAAUACUUCACAAAAGAACUUUGGCGCCUAAGUGAAUUGCAAACAAAUCAGUGCAGCCAGCAAAUAAAUAAAUCAUUUGAGAUAUUUACAAUAAGAAUCAUGCCACCCACCGAACUGAGGAGACUGGUCCUGGUCGCGAUCAUUGCGAUCAUAAGCCUGACAAUCGGCGCAGGAGGAGUACUGGGCGAAAAUUCAUCCAGUUGCGGACCCAACUUCCCGGCAGCAUGCAGUUGCGGCAAGGAAUUGUACGAAAGCGAUAUGCAGUACGUGGUGAACUGCACUAACGCCGGACUGGUUAAUACCAGUGUCCUGGAGUUCAUGCCCGAUCAGGUGGAGGUGCUCAUCUUUACGGGCAACCGGAUCACGGAACUGCCGUGGAACGUCUUCGGCAGCAUCAAUGACUACAAGCAGCUGCGCAUCGUGGACAUGAGCAGCAACCACAUCCGGGAAAUUCGUGGCAAGAGCUACCACCAUGUGCCGCGUGUGGAGCGCCUGAUCCUUAAUCACAAUAAUUUGAGUAUCUCGCGGUAUGAUGACGAGGUCAACCACCAUCAUCCUCGCGUCUUCUCGAACUUUAUUAACCUGCAGAGUCUGCAUCUCACCGAUGCCUUUGAGGAUAACAGUUCGCCGCAGUUGAGUGAGGAUCUGCACGAUAUCUUUGUCAACAGUCAGCUAGUGAAGCUACAAAAGCUUCAUUUGGAGCAAAACGAGAUCACGCACUUCAAAGAUCGUAACGUAUUCUGCGACCUGCCCUCGUUGCGUGAUCUCCAUUUAGGGGACAACGGGCUGCAUGACCUUAACUUUGAGGUUCGCUGCUUGAAUAACCUGCGCUUCCUCGACCUAGAGCGCAAUAAAUUUGGCUUUGUAAAGCCUACAGAUCUGCGGGUGCUAAACGAGCUGGAGGAUCGACCAAACCGCACCGCCAAUCUGAUUGUGGACUUCAACCUCAACCCGUUUGUCUGCGACUGUCGCAUCGCUCCGUUCCACGCGUGGAUACCCUCCACCCGAGUAACGGUACGAAACAAGGAUAGUUUAAUGUGCUUCCACUCGCCGGGUCGCGUGGACGCCUCGCCCGCCCACCUCCUUCAGAUGGAUAUGAGUCAGUGUGCGGAUGCCAUCGCCGCCGCUGCCACGAUCCUGAAUACCGCUGAAAAGGAGCAGCGUUUCGGAGGCGCGGAGCCGUCCAUUCAGCAGCAGGCUCACAUCAGCGGACACACGGCCACUCUGAUCUUCCUGCUAAUUGUUCUCACCAUGAUCCUGCUGGGACUCCUGGUGGCACUCGUCUACGUCAGCAGGGACAAGUUGAAAUACAUGAUAACGCCUGUGUUUGACAACGUGGCCAAGAAGGUGCAGUACACAUCUAUUAAGGAUGAAGACUGCCCGGAGGUGCACGUCUAGGACCUCCACUUCAACACCUACACCCACAGGAUCAACACAAAAAGAGAGAGAGAGGAAAAACGUCCGGUUUUAUAUUCAAUUCCAAUCAAAACUUUAUUCGAAUUCAAAAAAGUUCCUGCGAUUUCAAUUAGCUUAAGCUUCUUUAUCUAAAAGUGUACUUUCUAAGAGAUGUAAAAUUUCUGCAGUCUCCAACUUAUUUACCAAUUUAUAAAAUACUUAAUUUGGUAAUUGGAAUUGAUUUUGAAACCGGGCUCACAUCCUAAGUUUCGUUUUUGCCAUUCGCGUUACGCUAAACGUGUGCCAUUCACAGCGGAAGAGGAUGAGGAUGAGAAAAUAAUUGGAUCAUUAUAAUGUCCCUACCAAUAAUCAGGACUCCAAUAUUUUGUUUCGUAGUACUUAAGCCAAUUGUUGCAUUUAACAGCGAAUGGAUUCAAUGCAACACAAUCACAUAACACAGACAAGACACAAUUUCGUUAGUUUUAGCGGUUUUCUAACUUAACCUUAAGUCAAUUAUGCUUUCUAUGAUUUCCACACAAAGGAAUCGUACGAGAGAAGAAGGCAAAGCGGGCCUGUAACAACCGAUUUGACCACACAUAUAUAGUGACAUAUAUAUACAUAUAUAUAUAGAAACAGACACAUAUAUAUAAAUGCAUAUAUCGUAACAAACACUUUAGUGUUAUCUGUGAUUUAAGUUUAGUAGCUUUACUUUGUUGAAACUUUGCAGAUCGAACAUUUGAAAAUCGAAAUUGGUCAAAAAACAAACUUUAAUUCUUUUUAUAGCAUAACAGAUAAUUCUAUACUUAAUGAAAGGAAAAUGUUUCGAUGCUUAAUAUGUUAUUAAUCAAUUUAUUUGUCAAUUAUUCUAGCUAUACGAUGAUUUCACCCUUGAUUAACUACCAUUAACAAGCAUUUUUUAUAAAUAAAAUUUUGAAAAAUGAAAAA
This is a messenger RNA of Drosophila eugracilis, 3014 nucleotides long. RefSeq names its product trophoblast glycoprotein. The record is from RefSeq and is a predicted model, not a curated record. The transcript has 4 exons. Gene Ontology annotation, cellular component: membrane. Bases 774 to 2072 code for a protein of 432 amino acids. Gene Ontology annotation, molecular function: protein binding. Lineage: Eukaryota; Metazoa; Arthropoda; Insecta; Diptera; Drosophilidae.